This is a messenger RNA of Diospyros lotus (date-plum), 1496 nucleotides long. RefSeq names its product metacaspase-1. Bases 102 to 1193 code for a protein of 363 amino acids. The transcript is spliced from 5 exons. Gene Ontology annotation, biological process: proteolysis. The record is from RefSeq and is a predicted model, not a curated record. NCBI's taxonomy places the organism in Eukaryota, Viridiplantae, Streptophyta, Magnoliopsida, Ericales, Ebenaceae. Gene Ontology annotation, molecular function: cysteine-type endopeptidase activity.
UUUACAUAUGACGGCAUCGGCGGGACCUUCUCUCUCCUCCGUUUUAACCCUUCUUCCAACCGUACCCUCCCCGAUCUCCAAACGUACCGUGCCCUUCCGCCAUGUUUAGCCUCGUCAACUGCUCCAAUUGCCGCACGCCGCUGCAACUGCCGCCUGGGGCGAGGUCGAUCCGCUGCGCCAUAUGCCAGGCCGUCACUCAGAUCGUCGAUCCUCGCGCGGCUCCUCCUCCACCGCCGGCGGCUUCAUCCGGUCAACACCACCCGGCGCCUCCGGCUCCUUCUCCUUACAACCACGCGCCACCUGGUCCUCCGCCGCCGGCCCACGGGAGGAAGAAGGCCGUGAUCUGCGGAAUAUCUUAUCGGUACUCGAGGCACGAGCUCAAGGGCUGCAUCAACGACGCCAAGUGCAUGAGAUAUCUCUUGAUCAACAAGUUUCAUUUCCCUGAGUCUUCGAUUCUCAUGCUCACCGAAGAAGAAACUGAUCCCUUCAGGAUUCCAACCAAGCAAAACAUGAGGAUGGCGUUAUAUUGGCUUGUACAGGGCUGCCAACCAGGAGAUUCAUUGCUAUUUCACUAUUCUGGUCAUGGUUCAAGGCAAAGGAAUUAUAGUGGUGAUGAAGUUGAUGGUUAUGAUGAAACAUUGUGCCCCCUUGACUUCGAAACUCAGGGUAUGAUUGUUGAUGAUGAAAUCAAUGCAACAAUUGUCAAGCCUCUUCCUUAUGGUGUUAAGCUUCAUGCUAUAAUAGAUGCUUGCCACAGUGGCACUGUGUUAGAUUUACCAUUCCUUUGCAGAAUGAACAGGAGUGGGCAGUAUACCUGGGAGGACCAUCGCCCACGAUCAGGUGUUUGGAAAGGAACAAAUGGUGGUGAAGUUAUAUCCUUCAGUGGCUGUGAUGAUGACCAAACCUCUGCUGAUACUUCUGCUCUAUCUAAAGUUACUUCAACAGGGGCAAUGACUUUCUGUUUCAUCCAAGCCUUUGAGCGUGGGCAUGGGACAACAUAUGGAAGCAUACUAAAUUCUAUGCGCUCUGCCAUCCAAAGUGUUGGAAAUGACAGUGCGAUCGGGGGUGGUGCUGUAACAUCCCUCCUCACCAUGCUUCUGACAGGUGGCAGCGCUACUGGCGGAUUGAGACAGGAGCCACAGUUAACUGCCUGCCAGCCAUUCGAUAUUUACACACAGCCGUUCUCAUUGUGAUUUCUCUAAAUCAGGCUUAAUGAAUGCCCAUAACUACAGAUUAGUCUAUAAAGCAGAAGACUUUUUUUUUUUGGGGGGGGGGGUGGGGGGUGGGGGUGGGGGGGAGAUGGUUAUUCACAUGUUCCAAUGUGUAAUAUUGUAGUAUUGGAAACAUAUUCAUGUUCAUAAAAUUUAUGCCUGUUUCCGAGGGGUUCUCUCAAGCUGAAAUGUGUUGCAAGAUGGAUGUUUUAUGGAACACAUUCUGUUGGAUUUGGAUAUUGCAAUUUUAACUUCGGAAAUUGAAUUAUUUACAAUCUCCAUUCA